AUAGGUAGGGAUUUACGGUCAGGUUGACACACUGACACAAGAGACAAGAGAGUUGAUAAGCACAGAGUUGAUAGGACAAGAGUGCGAUCAGUCAAGAGAUGAACAGUAACGGCGCCAAUUCUGACGCAGCAAAUCCGCUAGAGGACGUACAUGUGGAGGUAGAGCACAUACAACCAGAGGAAGAGGAGAAUGACGAAGACUCUGGUGAGACUGACGGGGAGAUAACGAGCGAGAUAGACGGGGGUAAUGUCGGCCAAGGCAUGGGCAUGGGUCCUUAUAGCGGUAACAGCACACACCUCAUGCCACCACCUCCACAGCUACUGCAGCAACAAAAGGUCCAACUCUUUACAAGAGUGCAGGGAAAGAGAACAGUGAUACUUCCACACCAGAAGAAGAUUCUUGAGGAGUUCUACAAGACUGGCAUGGUUAGUGCUUCACAUAAUCUCCACCAUUUACAUGAGGCAGCGGCUGACCAGACUGGACUUGAGCUAUACGUCAUUAAGAAUUGGGUACGCAAUCGAAGACGACCCUCUGCAGCUCAGAAAAGACAAGAGAUUCAAGAAGUGGGAACCCAGCUAGCUAACAACUCUCAGCUUAUACAGCAGCAUUCUCCACUCACCACCCUUUCCAAUAUUCCCAUCUCCAAUAGCAUCACUACUGUCACUUUACCAAACCCUAUUCAUGCCCCUCAUACUCCACCAAUACUAACGAUACCUGAGGCUAAACGAAUAUGUUUCGAUGGCUCAAACUCGUCAAAAAUCGCUACAGUCAAAGUCCGUAUAGCUGAUAGUGGUGAAACUGAUUUCAUUGAAGUUGACAUCCAGACUUUCUCAUACAUUGACCUACUGAGGAAUAUUUGUGAAGAACUGGAAGUAUCGCCAGACGACGUGUCAAAGAUACGCAAACUACCCAACGUCCUUAUAAGGAAAGACAAGGACAUCAGUAGACUAGAGAAUGGACAGGAGCUAGAACUGGUACUCAAAGGUGGAGGAGCGGGUAAUUCUUCGAUCCAACAAACCUUGAUGACACUUAAUCCCUUCCCUGGUACAUCAUCAGUACAACUUAUUCCAUUAAUGAGUACAGCUGACAGUAACACGCUAUUGACGCUGGAGAAUACAGGACAGGGGAAUGAGAGUGCCGGUAGCAAUCACUCUUGAAAUUGAAGCAGGAUAAAAGUUCCAAAAAAUAUAUUCAUUUUGUAUACAGUAAACAUUGUAAAUAACAAAUUUCUCUAAUAUUAUAAUACAUAAUAGAGACUCGCUUUAUAACAAAAGUGUAAAAUAUUUUCUAA
Messenger RNA from Amphimedon queenslandica, 1291 nucleotides. RefSeq lists its product as uncharacterized. Gene Ontology annotation, molecular function: DNA binding. The record is from RefSeq and is a predicted model, not a curated record. Lineage: Eukaryota; Metazoa; Porifera; Demospongiae; Haplosclerida; Niphatidae. The transcript has 3 exons. Bases 99 to 1157 code for a protein of 352 amino acids.